Molecule: messenger RNA, 1438 nt
Organism: Diorhabda sublineata
Lineage: Eukaryota; Metazoa; Arthropoda; Insecta; Coleoptera; Chrysomelidae
Product: fumarylacetoacetase-like
Exons: 9
Coding region: 121-1380 (419 amino acids)
Biological process (GO): L-tyrosine catabolic process; homogentisate catabolic process; L-phenylalanine catabolic process
Molecular function (GO): fumarylacetoacetase activity
Source: RefSeq, a predicted model, not a curated record
UACUGCAUAACUUUCAUUUUACACCAUAAUCAUUGGGUAAAUACCAGUAGAGAAGUUUUGACCUUGAAUGUCCUUACAUUAGUAAACAGAAUUGACUAAUUUUUUUUUCCGACGAUAACUAUGAAGUGUUUUUUAAAAUAUUCGAAGUUUUGUGAUUUUCCCAUAGAAAAUCUACCGUACGGAGUUUUUACGUCUCCAGGAAAGCCUAUUCCUAGGAUAGGAGUUGCCAUAGCCGAUUAUAUACUAGAUUUAAACGAAGUCUCCCAUCUAUUCAAUGGACCAGAACUGAAAAAUUAUCAACAUGUGUUUAAAGAACAAACUCUGAACCGUUUAAUGGGGUUAACACCGAAGGCUUGGAAAGAAGCCAGAGAAACUAUACAAAGCAUUUUAUCUGCAGCUAAUCCAAUUUUGAAAAAUGACGAAACUUUAUGUAGUAAAGCUUUCACGUCUCAAUCUGAAGCGACGAUGCAUUUGCCUGCACAUAUCGGCGAUUAUACUGAUUUCUACUCAUCCAUACACCAUGCUACGAACGUUGGAAUUAUGUUUAGGAGCAAAGAAAAUGCUUUGAUGCCGAAUUGGAAACAUCUUCCAGUGGCUUACCAUGGCAGAGCAAGUUCCAUUGUAAUUUCUGGUACCCCUAUUCGAAGACCAAAUGGACAAACAUUAGUAGCUGAUGGAACUGAUCCUGUAUUUGGUCCAAGUAAACUAAUGGAUUUCGAAUUGGAAAUGGCGUUUUUCGUUGGAGGUGCCAAUAAACUUGGAGAACCCAUCAAAAUCGAGAAGGCUGAAGAUCAUAUCUUCGGUUUCGUUCUAAUGAAUGACUGGAGCGCAAGAGAUAUACAGAAGUGGGAAUACGUUCCUUUAGGCCCUUUCUUGGCUAAAAAUUUAGGUACCACGAUAUCUCCUUGGGUUGUUACGACGUUUGCUUUGGAACCUUUCAAAACCGAUAAUUUCCCACAAGAUCCACAACCUUUACCAUACCUGAGGCACUCUGAUAAGUGUAAUUACGACAUAAAUCUACAAGUUGACAUAACACCUAAAGAUGGUAAUGUUUCUACCACGAUUUGUCGUUCGAAUUUUAAAUAUUUAUAUUGGACUCCCAAACAACAGCUUGCUCAUCAUACCAUAACUGGUUGUAAAAUGAAUCCUGGGGAUUUGUUGGGAAGUGGCACUAUAAGUGGAGAAACUUCAGAUUCUUUCGGGUCUAUGCUGGAAUUGGCAUGGAAGGGAACGAAACCACUCACUCUGUUAGAUGGUUCUCAAAGAAAAUUCCUCCAGGACGGGGAUACAAUUACCAUGAAAGCCGUUUGUGAAGGAGAUGAAUAUAAUAUUGGAUUUGGUACUUGUGUAGGAACUUUAUUGCCAUCUAUAAAAUUGUAAAAGAAACUUACGAAUAAACUGAUUUUAUACCAAUUUUUGUUUGAUUAAAAAUUUCACG